CCAGCCAGUCCAGCCAGCCAGCCCAGUCAGCCAGUCCAGCCAGUCCGCCAGCCAGUCUGCCAGUCAGUCAGUCAGUCAGUCAGCCAGUCAGUCUGCCAGUCAGUCUGCCAGUCAGUCUGCCAGUCAGUCUGCCAGUCAGUCCCAGUCAGUCUCUGCCAGUCAGUCUGCCAGUCAGUCUGCCAGUCAGUCUGCCAGUCAGUCUGCCAGUCAGUCUGCCAGUCAGUCUGCCAGUCAGUCAGCCAGUCAGUCAGUCAGCCAGUCAGUCAGUCAGUCAGUCAGUCAGUCAGUCAUCAGUCAGUCUGCCAGUCAG
Stegodyphus dumicola is the source of this 310-nucleotide messenger RNA. RefSeq lists its product as uncharacterized. Lineage: Eukaryota; Metazoa; Arthropoda; Arachnida; Araneae; Eresidae. The record is from RefSeq and is a predicted model, not a curated record.